Messenger RNA from Colletotrichum truncatum, 1053 nucleotides. RefSeq names its product FAD dependent oxidoreductase superfamily protein. Gene Ontology annotation, biological process: D-amino acid catabolic process. Lineage: Eukaryota; Fungi; Ascomycota; Sordariomycetes; Glomerellales; Glomerellaceae. Gene Ontology annotation, molecular function: D-amino-acid oxidase activity; FAD binding. Gene Ontology annotation, cellular component: cytoplasm. The record is from RefSeq and is a predicted model, not a curated record.
AUGACGCAAAUUGUGGUUAUUGGUGCUGGCGUGAUUGGACUGAGUACCGCCGUGAGACUCCAGCAAGACGGUCACAAGGUCGCAAUUGUUGCCAAAGAUUUUCCAAGUCCGUUUGAGGCCGUGGACGCGAAGGCCGUGAUCAAUUACACGUCGCAGUGGGGCGGAGCACACAACAGAUGGGUCCUACCGACUAACACGAUUGAGGAGCGUGAUCAUGGGAUGGCAUUAAAGACGUAUAAGCACAUGGAGUCUUUAUCGAAAAGCAACCCCGAAGCCGGCAUUACUUUUAUGCCCGGAAUCGAGUAUCUCGAGGACCCUCCAGAGCAAUACAGGACCCUCACGGAAGUGAAAGCAAAGAGUCUUGGCAUAGUCGGGUUCAGGAGUUUAAGUCCACAUGAGUUCCCGGACGAUAAGGUAAAAUGGGGUUGUGAGUACCGAACAUGGUGUGUAAACCCUAUGGUUUACUGUUCGUUCCUCCUGCGUAAGUUCUCAUGGAAUGGAGGCAAGGUGUUCCGCAAAGAGAUCAGCGACCCGCUCGAAGUGUUUUCGAUCAAGGAGUUGCCAAAUGUGCAUACGGCCAUCAAUUGCUCUGGGUUCGGAUUUGGUGACAAGAACUCAUUCAUUACUAGAGGACAAACUUGUGCCGUGGCCAACUUUAGCCCAGCAACGGUGACGCGACAGAACGCCGACGGAUCGUGGACAUUCUGUGUGCCUAGAAACUUUCACGGUGGUACCAUUGUUGGUGGCACCAAAGAACCCGAUAACUGGGACGCUGAGCCGUCAUUGAAGCAAAGACAGGAGCUUUUGAAGAACUUUGCUGCUACCUACCCGACCAUUCUAGAAGAUGGCGGCGAAUUCCGUGUCCUUAAAGACGUUGUUGGAAGACGGCCUACACGGAAAGGAGGCAUGAGACUCGAGAGAGAAGACUUUCCCGGCGACCGGACGCUUAUCCACGCAUAUGGCCUUGGAGGAAGAGGAUUUGAAUUGUCAUGGGGUGUAGCCGAGGGAGUCAUUGAUUUACUAGGAGAGCAAAAGGUCAAGGCACGCUUGUAA